CAGGUGCAAUAGUGGUGAUAUGCGUCAUCCGCCAUUACUGUUAAAAAUUGUGAAAGUGCUUUGUGAAGCUUUUGUGAAAUAAAUCAAAUACUCUGUGAAAACGUUGUUAAAAAGUGAAAUGUGUAAUUGAACAUGAGUGAGUAUAGGAUGAAGGACGACUUCGACAAAAAUUCAAACUCAUCGGAAUUGUCAGUGGAAAGUUCUUGUGAAGUUUCGGACUCGUAUGACAUGUUUUUGAACAACAUAUCCAUACCGGUUUCUAUAGUGUCGAGGAAGCUUGAUUUUAACAAUUUAGACGAUGAUGAUGGCCACGGAGAGGCUCCGCGUGCCCCUCCGACCCUCAGCCCUCCGUACAAACGCGUCAGAGCUCUCAAACUUUUUGACAGCCCUUACACACCAAAAAGUCUUCUGCUAAAGUGUUCAACGCCAUCACAUCCGUCCCCCAGGACAAGGUUGCAUCCACCUAAAUUCAACGUGCCGACGGGCAUGCCGUCGGGAUCCAGCCACCACUUGCACCCACCGGCAGUCAACCCGCCCUCCGCAGUGUACAACCCGUCCUCCGACGAAGACAGCGGCCUAGGGAGCUUGCCGCCCGACGAACUCGAUCACACGCGGUCCAUGAGGCGACCACUCGCAAACAUCAACCCCUUCACACCAGACGGUCAGGCGUUGAAGAGAGCCCUGUCGAAAACACCAAAAAGUGACAGGAUAGUAAGAGAAUCCAACAUAUCCCGCUACAACGUGGAGUUCGUGGAGCUGGACGUUGUGGGCCGCGGCCAUUUCGGCGUCGUGACGCGCUGCGUCAACAAGCUCGACGGCUGUGUGUAUGCGCUUAAACGCUCGCUGCGCCCCGUGGCCGGCUCGGCCGCCGAGCGCGCCGCUCUCAACGAGGUGCAGGCGCACGCGGCGCUGGGCAAACACCCGCACCUCGUCACAUACUACUCGGCGUGGAAGGAGGACAAUCACAUGAUCAUACAGAGCGAGUACUGCGACGGAGGCUCGCUCCAGCAAAAGAUCGAGAAAGGACCGCUGCCCGAGAGUGAACUGCUGUUUCUAUUAGCGCACGUGGCGGGAGGACUCGCGUACAUCCACUCGCGCCAGCUGGUGCACCUUGACCUUAAGCCCGGCAACAUCUUCAUCUGCCGCGACGACGUGUCCGUGGCUGGCGACAGCGACGACAGCGCCGACGAAGACGACGCGCCUCAUGACCCUCACUACAAAUACAAGAUCGGUGACCUGGGUCACGUGACGUCCACGUCGACGCCCUCGGUGGAGGAGGGUGACUGCAGGUACCUGCCCAAGGAGGUGCUACAAGAGGACUACACGCACUUGACUAAAGCUGACAUCUUCGCUUUCGGUCUGACGCUGUACGAAGCUGGCGGCGGAGGCUCGCUGCCGAUGAACGGGCCGGAGUGGCACGACAUCCGCGACGGCAAGCUGCCGGACCUGCCCAAUCUCUCUCGGGAGUUCAACCAGCUGCUGAAGAAAAUGGUCGACCCAGACCCAGCGCAGAGGCCCUCGGCGGCGCGCAUCCGGCGACACCCGCUACUACAUCCGGGCGGCAACAAGAGCAAAGCACAGCUGAGGAGAGAGCUGAAGGUGGCACGCAUGGAGAACGAGUUCCUCGCCAAGAAGCUACAGGAGGCCUCCAAGUGCAUAAAGUCUUUAACACCGAGGGUGCCGGCUGGAGGAGUGGCGCAGGAGUCAGGGAAAUACCUCACUAGAUCAGCUAAAAGGCUACAGUCAGCGACCAAACCUACUAGAGCCAGCAGGAAGACUGACGCCGAUAUGGACUUCACUAAGGGUUGUAAUAAAAAAAACAUAAUGACAAACUUCAGUAAAAAACAAAAAAUUCAAAAAAUCGAUCGUUUUCUAAUUCAAGAUGAUAAAAUGUCGACGAAUUGCAAUGUUUGUAAUCAAAUUAAAAUGGAGGUGAUUUGGUUGAGGUUUAUUAUUUUAUUCCUACCAUACAGCUUGAGCCAUACAAUACGGGAGGAAAUUAUAUUUCAUUAUAAUAAUACAUAUAAAUACAAUGAACCCUACACAGUGGAAGUUAGUAAAACCACAGAAUAUAUUAUGGAAUUUGCAGGAGACUAUGAUGGGUACAACACACCAGCCCGCGUGACAGUGGCUAGUGAUUUUGCGAACCGGACAUACCCUUUGUUCAUAACAGCAAGACAACAAAAAGGUGUAUUCUCCUGGCAGCUGCCGAUGUUGGUUCAAACUGUCGACACUCUGGAGCAGUUCACCAACAUCUCGAGAACGCUGUGUCCACACAACAACAUAUUCUCCGAAGAUGAGGAGACAUGCGACGUUUCAUCACUCAACACACCAAUAGUACACCUAACUUCAUCCUCACCCGAUCCCAUAAAGGUCACAAUAACUGUAGAAACAGUCGAAGACUUCUACAUCAAACUGAACGCAGUGACCAAUCUCACAAGCACCCCGAGUCAGCCCAAAUACUACUUCUAUCCCUUCGACCAGGGGCCUAACAAAAUGGUCGAUGUGAACACACAGAGUAUUAAAAAGAAGUACAUUUGCAAUAAGGAUUUGGAUUUGGAAGAGCAGAGAACGCUAGAAAGGUAUUUUGUGAAGAGCAGUUUGAAAGGUGAUGAUUAUAGCUGGUGGUCCAAGCCUCAGAGUGUAAUACUUAUGAUCGAGUCAGAUGACGACAUAUGCGCUGUCGUUUCUAUACAGAAUUUCUCGUGUCCAGUAUUCGACAACGAGCGGGAUAUUUUGUAUGAUGGCUACUAUUUAACUAUGACAAGACGCGGUGGCAUCACAUUGACGCAAGACACGUUCCCGCUUGGCUUCUACAUAGUGUUCAUAGUGAAGACUUCGGACGGCGAUUGUACGGGCAGUGUCUCAUCAAACGCAACCUUACCGAAAAUGGCGCAGUAUUUCGGCUGGGACGACACCGUCAGCGUUGGCACUAAUGAUGGCAGAGUCAAGAGGUUUAGUUUCAAAGUGAUACAAACGAUAUCGUACAAGGAGUACAUGAUAGCGGCGGGGGCUGCCUUGGGAUUCUUCCUGUCUUUCUACGUGGCCUUCGUGAUAGCUGUGCUGUGCCAAGGGAAGCGACGGAACCACCAUGGCGAUGGAGAUUCCCUCAUCGCCCCCACGAUGCCGCACAACAAUGAGAGCGUGCGUGCGUCGACGCCGCGCCGACGCCGACACGUCAUCAACGAAGGCAGCAGCGGCUCGCGAGACGUGGGCGACUCGAGACGUACAGGAGGCAGUUCUUCUUCAGACACGGAGUCGGGGCAGUCCACGCCGGAGGACGCCGACGACUCAUACCCUCACGGGGGGAAACUUUGCGUCGCCAGUCUGGCCAGAUGUCGCCCGCGCGUGCUGCAGGCUCGCUCGAAAAUGUACCUCUGGAACGUGCUCACAGUGGCGGUGUUCUACACGCUGCCGGUCAUACAGCUGGUGGUCACCUACCAGCGGUUGCUCAACCAGUCGGGCAACCAGGACCUGUGCUACUUCAACUUCCUGUGCGCGCACCCGCUGUCGGCGCUGUCGGACUUCAACCACGUGUACUCCAACCUGGGCUACGUGCUGCUGGGCGCGCUAUUCCUGGCGCAGGUGUGGCGGCGGCACCAACAGCAUCGCCAGAAAACGCCUGCAAAAAAAGAGCUGGGCAUCCCGCAGCACUUCGGGUUACUGUACGCGAUGGGCAUUGCGCUAGUGAGCGAGGGGCUACUGUCCGCCGCCUACCACGUGUGCCCCAACAGUAUGAACUUCCAGUUCGAUACGUCGUUCAUGUACGUGACGUCGGUGCUGUGCAUGGUGAAGAUCUACCAGUCUCGGCACCCCGAUAUCAACGCGCGCGCGCACGCCACCUUCGGCGUGCUGGCGCUCAUCAUAUUCAUUGGUCUGGUAGGAGUGCUGAAUGCGAACUUCUACUUCUGGGUGGCGUUCACUGUGCUGCACUUGGUGACCUGCCUCGUCAUGACCUUCCAAAUAUACUACCUCGGCAGGUUUAGACUCGACGGCGGGGUUGUGUACCGUGCGGCGCGCGAGCUGUUGCGGCGACCGCUGGCCGCAGUCACGCCCACGCACUGCGGCCGCUGUGUGAUGUUGGUCAUCGCCAACGUGGCCAACUGGGCGCUCGCAGGAUACGGGAUGUCGCAGCACAGCCGCGAUUUCGCGUCCCACCUGCUGCUGGUGCUGAUGUCCAACCUGUUCCUGUACACGCUGUUCUACAUCGUCAUGAAGCUCUUGCACCGGGAGUCCAUACGAUGGUACAGCUGGAUCUUCAUAGCGACGACGUACACGAUCUGGUUCGGCUCCAGCUACUUCUACCUUGACCUCAGCACCAACUGGGCGCUGACGGCGGCGCAGUCGCGCCAGAGCAACCGCGUGUGCUCGCUGCUACAGCUGUACGACUCCCACGACGUGUGGCACUUCCUGUCCGCCACCGCCAUGUUCUCCUCCUUCAACAUGUACCUCACGCUGGACGACAACCUCAGCGACACGCCGCGCGCCGACAUGAUGGUGUUCUAAGCACCCAUUACACCAAAAAUGCAUGCACUCCGUUAUAACACGACAAAAGGGCAUGGUGUUCCAAGGACCAACUAAUGGAUUCGAUCCGAGAAUACGACGAUCGAUUUCAGCAUAGUUUACACGAUGCCAGUUUAACGGGCAAGCCGCUUGCUUGGAUUUUAAAGUACUUAGUGCACGAACUUAAUGGAUUCAAUCCGCGUUAACACGACGAAAUUGCUAAUCAUAUUUUACGCAAUGCCAGUGGGUUGGCGACAGUUCAACAAGGCAGUCACUGGCUUGAAAUAUAGGCGGGGACUCUAUUCCUGCAUAGCGUUCAAAGUACUCUGUGCACCAACAUAAUAGAUUCAAUCCUUGUUAACACGACGAAGUGGUUUAAAAACUGUGCAGUUUACACGAUGCCAGUGGGCUGACGCCAGUUUAACAGGCAAUUCACUGGUGCAGAAUAUUUCAAAAAAGUUUAUAUUGGUUUUAAAAAAUUCAAAGAGCGUGUCAAAAGUAAUUUAUCAAAGUGGAGUUUAUGAAAAGAAGUUUAUUAAACCAUUUUUACCUAAUUAACAGUACCUACUACCACUUUUCCAAGUUCUUAUGUCUCUACUCAAAUACCUACUAUAUUUAUAUUUUGGGAGCGAAAAUGUCUAAGCCAAUUUAGAUGCAUUUCAUUUACGCGUGAAAUAUCGGCAUGCAUCACUUAUUAUUUGUUUCUUGCGCGUUUGCUCUGUUGCUUUUUAGGUGACUUUCUUCAAAAGGAGGUUAUCAAUUCAGAUUCGUUUUCAUGUGUUUGGGCAUGGCAUGGUUUAUAAAGGAAUAAAAAUCGUCUUUAUUGACACAAACAACAUAAAUAAUAAAAAUAAUAAAAACUCAGGAAACAAAACUUAUGAACUAGGGCGUAAAGGCGGCCUUAUCACUGGUAGUUAUCAUUUCCAGGCAACCACCAAAGGCAUGCCGACAACAAAGAUGCACUGGUUGGUUCACAAAUAAAAAAGAAAGAAAAGAAAACCAAUUUAUCAAUUUUGAAACAUGCUAUAAACUUACAUAAAAUUACUUUCACUAUAAUUUACACCCUCUGUGACAAUGGAGCUGGCUCAGUAUACCUGCACACUAAAAGGCGCAACACUGGUCUCAGCGAACCUUAUCUUCAUCAUUCAAUAAUCAGUAAAAUUAAAAUACCAUAUAAUAAUAUAGAAUGAAAAAAAUAUAAAUAAUUAUAUUAAAAAAUAUAAAAUUACACAAAACUUAAUAGAAACUAGUCGGCGUCAGAUUACUGCGUGUCCUUUCAGGGCUAACGUAGUGGUAGUGUAGUGGUAGUAGGCACUGUUAAUUAGGUAAAAAUAGUUUAAUUAUUUAUUUUCAUAAACACCACUUUGAUAACUUACUUUUAGCAUUUCACUUAAUUGCACUGAAAAUCGUCAUAAUUUCAUUAAUAUUUGUUAAAAAUAUUAUAUUCA
Messenger RNA from Pararge aegeria (speckled wood butterfly), 5951 nucleotides. It is a transcript of the gene Wee1, whose product is annotated as SID1 transmembrane family member 1. Gene Ontology annotation, molecular function: protein kinase activity; ATP binding. The coding region runs from base 133 to 4506 and encodes 1457 amino acids. Lineage: Eukaryota; Metazoa; Arthropoda; Insecta; Lepidoptera; Nymphalidae. Gene Ontology annotation, biological process: protein phosphorylation. Gene Ontology annotation, cellular component: membrane. The transcript has 31 exons. The record is from RefSeq and is a predicted model, not a curated record.